AUGGCAUAUCGUUUCGUUUUGUUUUGUCGACAUUUACAACAAACACGAUCUCUUUCCAGCAUGAUUGUCAAUCCGUUCGGUGUCACUAAAGCUAUUCGACGUAAUCAGCGCGGAUGGCGAAAUUUAGUCAAACCUUAUUUGAUCUCAACGAUCGGAAUUGGCACAAGUGCGACUAUAGGAGAUUUCAUCUGUCAAUAUUUAGAAAGAAAUAAACAAAGAAAUCUGUUUCAUCCACCACCUUCUUCCAUACUACCAUGGUGGGAUAAGCAACGUUCUCUAGUUAUGUGUGUUUCAUCGACAUUCGUUGUUGCACCUUGGAAUUUCACACUUUCAAGAUUCAUCGAGAAUCUAUUUCCAGGAAAACAGGGUGCUCAAAUUGUGAAGAAAAUGCUCACUAAUACAUUACUUGCUCCUCUUGGUAUAUGCCUUGUUUUUGUCUCGGUAACCCUUUUGAACGGUCGAUCUUUUCGCGAAGCCAAGAUGAAGAUUAAAAAUGAUCUAGUGAAAACAUUUCUAACUGGAACAUGUUACUGGCCAUUUAUUUCGUUUAUUAAUUUUCGAUUCGUACCACUCGAUUACCGACCAUUUGUUGGAAGUUUAGCUGGUGCUAUAUGGAAUAUUUAUAUAUCGUCGAUUGCCAAUGCUACGGUGGAUAAAUCAAAUCAUACCAAACCGAAGUCAACUUUUUUAGACGUCAUUGGCGAAAAAACCAAAACAGAAUUACGAGAAAUAGGACAUGUCUUGUUAGAAAAGAAUAAAAAAGAUCUGUAA
Molecule: messenger RNA, 771 nt
Organism: Adineta ricciae
Lineage: Eukaryota; Metazoa; Rotifera; Eurotatoria; Adinetida; Adinetidae
Source: the annotation of a GenBank genome assembly